UCCCCUACCCUUCCUCUUCCUCUGCCUCCUCAAUCCACAACUUACAGAGAGACAGAGAGAAAGAAGAGAAGCCUAAUCUGAGAAAAAGAGAGAGAGAUGGGGAAAAUUUCAAUGAAGAUGCUGAAGAUGAAGUCCAAGAAGUUCUGCAAAGGGAUCAGCUUCAAGCUAAUUGGCGGGAGCAAGAGAAACAACAUUAUUGAUGACCAAAAGAGCCCAUCAUCGUCAUCACUAUCAUCUUCUUCCUCCACUUCUUCUUCAUUUUCAUCUUCAUCAUCAUCAUCAUCAAGCUCUUACAUUGGUGAGAUCAAGUGGGAGGUUAGGCCUGGAGGGAUGCUGGUCCAAAAGAGGCAAAAUGGUGAUGACCAUAGCACCAUUGGGGAGCUAAUCACACUCAGAGUCUCGACAGUCUCUCAAUGGCAUGACAUCUCCAUUGAAGCCACUUCUACCUUUGGGGAAUUGAAGAUGGUGUUGGCAAUGGUGACAAACUUGGAGCCAAAGGAGCAGAGGGUAUUGUUCAAAGGGAAAGAGAGGGAGGAUUGUGAGUUCCUCCACAUGGUUGGGGUUAGAGACAAAGACAAAGUGUUGCUUUUGGAAGAUCCAGCCAUCAAGGAGAUGAAGCUCAUGAGGCGCCUCCAUGGCUUGUCUUCUUCUUCUUCUUCACCAUUACCAUCUUGUACUCGUACCAUUAGUGUAUAAUUAAUUAACUGAUCAAGAAAAGUGAAAACACAAACAUGGAUUAAUUACCACUACUAAGUACCUACUAACCAACCACUCCCCAAUGAGAACCCAUAAACAUUUUGAAGAUGGGUUUAUUUCUUCUUUUUCAAUAUUUCUCUCCCUUUCUCUUUUUACUAGAUUAAUUCGUAUUAUCAUCGUGUAGUACGAUCGAUCAUCUAUGAAAAAGGAUUAGUCUUUACUCUUGGCGAUGCAUAUUUUGAUAAUAAACCAAAAAGUUUGAUCUAAUUAUGUGUACUUAGUUAACUAGUUUAUUAUGUCUAUGUAAUUGGGUUUUGCCAGCUUGACAAAGUUAUUAUUAUGAGUAAAGCUGAUGCUGAUCC
Molecule: messenger RNA, 1058 nt
Organism: Linum trigynum
Lineage: Eukaryota; Viridiplantae; Streptophyta; Magnoliopsida; Malpighiales; Linaceae
Source: the annotation of a GenBank genome assembly